CCUGUUGUUGUGAGGCGGGCUGUGUUCCCGGAAGCGGGUCGGUGGAGCUUGGAUGUCCUGAGGGUGUUUAGCCUUUCGAGGGGGGGCACAUACUUAUACACAUGAUGAUGAUGAACUGCCUUGAAGUCGAUCCCGACUUAUGGCGACCCUAUGAAUAGGGUUUUCACGGCUGCCGCAGUAUGACCUUUCACUGACCUUCUCCGGAAGAAGCACAACUUCCCCUAUCAGUUUACCCAUGUGCAUUCUGUUCUUUAAGUUUGACCCGCGACCUGUUUCCAAAAAUGCAUACAGGCUUAUCCUGGCAGCCAAUAGAGAUGAAUUUUACCACAGACCAUCAAAAUCAGCUGACUUCUGGGACAGCAGCAAUGAGAUCCUCAGUGGUUUGGAUAUGGAGGAAGGAAAGGAAGGUGGGACCUGGCUUGGAAUCAGCAAGAAAGGUAAACUGGCGGCUCUGACAAACUAUAUGCAGCCAAAGAUAGACAAGAAUGCAAAAGGAAGAGGUGCCCUCGUCACGAAUUUUUUGAUGGCGGAUCUGGACAGUUACUCUUACUUGAAGAAAGUUGCCUCAGAAGGACACCUUUACAAUGGAUUUAAUUUAAUAGCAGCAGACUUGAACACCACCAAGGGCGAUGUAAUUUGCUAUUACGGAAACAAAGGCGGCCCAGAACCUGUCUUCUUAAAUCCCGGGGUAUACGGCUUGAGCAAUUCUUUGCUGGAUACCCCAUGGAAGAAGCUUCAGUAUGGGAAGCAGCUCUUCACAGAUGUCAUCAAACGCAGCCAGGACCUUGUGAAGGAAGACCUGGUGCAAGAACUCAUUAAAGUGAUGAAUAACCAGGACCCUCAGCUGCCCGAUCCCGCAAUUGAGGAUCAAGGAAAGGACUACAUCCUCCCCAUUUUGAACAAGUAUGCAGCUGUGUGUGUUCGUUGUCCAGAUUACGGAACCAGGACAAAUACAGUUAUUCUCAUUGAUGCAGAGGGACAUGUCACUUUCACCGAGCGCACCAUGCUGAACGCGGAUGUCAACCAAUGGAAAACCAGCAGCUACCAGUUCAAGCUGCAGAUUUAACAGCUUUCCAUUUGAUUGGGUCACAAGGCAAGAGAAGAAGGGGCAGGUGGGGAAAGGACACUCUAUUGAACUGUUGAAACACUCGCUCAUGUUGUGUAGCACGCCCUAGCAACCACCAAAACCCUUUUUUUUUUUUUUGCCCAAAAUCCAAAACAGGAAAAUUUGAACAGAAAAGCCCGACUCUGUUUAAGGAGCAAAUUCACAUUUUGCACAAUGGGUGUGUUUGACUUUGGAAAGGGAUGCUGUUAGGUAACAGCACAUUACUUGGCACAAAUAUUUAACUUGCAAAUAACGGGGGGGAUAUGUAUUGUGGAUAAUCAUGUGCAGCAUUUUCUGUUUGCUUGGUCAAAAGCGGGGAGGGGGAACAGAGUUGGAAAAAUAAAUUGCAAAUCUGUAGUGUGGGUUUUUUUAAAGGCACAAUUCGAUAUCCGUGAUGCUCUGCUAGUUUCAAUCCACUGGCAUCGGUUGUUUCUGGAGAGCUCCCGCUCGUGCAGAACUCGGUUUCCACAGAGCUCCAUGUGAGCAGGAGCUCCCCGCUUGCUCGCUCUGUGCGUUGGACAUGCAGAGGUGUACUUAACACUGAAGUGAAUGGGCUAGUCUCUGCUCACAUGGAGGUCUUAAUAUGUGUUGGCACCCUAAAAAGAAAGUUAGUGCUGACAGCAUCUUGUAUUAGCUAGCCUUGCCUCAGACCGCUAAAGGUCUUGAGCAAAUAAUCAAUACACUUAACUCUCUUUUGUCAAACACUUCUAAAUUAAGGAUUUCUUUAAAAACCAAACUUUGCUCCUUUUGCUUUUUAAGGCAGAUUUUUUUUAAAAAAAAAGAGUUGGGGGUUUGGAGCCCCCUUUCUCAUCUAAAGUGAAUGCAUUCUUUUGCAGCUUAUGAUGUGUGAAUAUAUGUACAUUUCGCUGUGGCAAUAUGUGUGAUUAUAGGCAAAAUGGCAACUGUUCUCCAAAUGUUAUGCUCUCCAGGAGAACAAUGUUAAAACGGAUUUUGCUUUUUAAACUGCAACCCUAAGCACACACCUCCUGAUUGAACUCAGGAUUACAUUGUUCUCUUUGUUUAACAAGUGUGUAUUCCCACCCCACCCCCGUUUUUAAGAUCCUGGAGUCUGUGAAGACAAUUGUGUUACGCAGCAAUAUUGCAGUUUUAAGUUGGAAUAUAGUGGUUGCUGGAUACCCCAUGGAAGAAGCUCCCUUAUAGCUGUGGAGAGCUUCAUAUAAUUUCUUAAAUCGGGGAUAGGGAGCCUAUGGCCCUCCAGAUGUUGCUGGAUAGCAACUCCCAUCAUCCCUGACCAUUGGCCAGGAUGGCUGGGUCGAUGAGAGCUGGAGUCCGACAAUAUCUGGAGGGCCGCAGCCGCCUCUCCCUGAAAUGCUUGGUUGCUUUUCAGUUAGGCAGCACCUGGAGUUUGAAGAACUCACUUCAGUCUAGAAAUCUUAAGGCUGGGGUUAGCUUUGCCCCUGCAGUUCUCAAUACACGAAGCAGUACAUUUAACGAUGGAUUGCCAGGGCUUUCUUCCUCCUUUGUCUUGUACAAUAUAUUAUUUCAAAGUUAGUAUCUGACAAGUUGCAUACGUGAUUGCAGUUUUAGCCUUUCUUGCACUCCUGCAGACUUCGCCCAUUGCAUAGCCUCUGUAUGUUCAGGGCAUUGAUAGCCACUUUAGGUGUGAGGCUUCUCAUUGCGUAGCCCAGGUGUGGGGAACCUUUGGCCCUCCAGACGUUACUGAACUACAGCUCCCAUCAUCCCUGGCUAGUUGGGGCUGAUGAGAAUUGUAGUUCGACAAAAUCUGGAGGGCCAAAUGUUCCCCAUACCUGGCAUAUAUUGUGUUGGCAAACAUGUGGUUAGGAUUGUGGUGACAGGAUGGCAAAACUCUAUUCCAAGAGUGGGACUGAAGCAGUUAUAGGAACACAGGAAUCUGCCUUAUACCAAGUCAGAACAAUGGCCCAUCUAGCUCAGUACAGUUGCUUUCAGUUUAUUUAUUUUUUAAAUGCAGUCAAGGAUCUCCAGCAUAACAUGCAGCUUGGCCCUAAUGUUAGGCAGUUCUGGAUUAGAGAAACAAACUUGCAAGACUAAAGGCUGCAAGCCCAUAGAUGACUACUCAGAAGUAAGCUCCAUUGGGUUCACUAGGACUUACUCCCAGGUAAGCGUGUAAUGGACUGCAGGCUAAGUGGAUUGCAAUAUGGGCUUGCACAGGGGUAGGAAUCUAUGAAGCUGCCUUCUACUGAGAGAGACCAUUGGUCCAUCUAGCUCAGUGUUGUCUACACUGACUGGCAGCAGCUCUUCAGGGUUUCAGACUGGGGACAUUUCUAGUCUGACCUGGAGAUGCUGGGAAUUGAACCUGGGACCUUCUGCAUGGAAAGCGGAUGCAUUAAGCCCCAUGGCUCUAUGAACUGUGGCUCAUAGAUCUGCUAAACCUGUGUGUUAUGUGCCUUCAAGUCGAUUAUGACUUAUGGCGACCCUAGGAAUCAGCGACCUCCAAUAGCAUCUGUUAUAAACCACCCUGUUCAGAUCUUCUAAGUUCAGGUCUGUGGCUUCCUUUAUGGAAUUGGUCCAUCUCUUGUUUGGCCUUCCUCUUUUUCUACUCCCGUCUGUUUUUCCCAGCAUUAUCAUCUUUUCUCGCGAAUCCUGUCUUCUCAUUAUGUGUCCAAAGUAUGAUAGCCUCAGUUUCAUUUUAGCUUCUAGUGGUCUGGGUUACACUGCCCUCCUUUGUGGUAUUUGUACAUAGCAGAACAAGGUAAAAACCUAACUAAAAACUAACUAAACUAACUAAAAACUAACUAACUAAAACUAGACCCUCAAGACAGCCACCCUGAAAUAUCUUGAUAUGUAGGAAGGUGUGUGUGUGUGGGUACGCAUGCGCGCUGUGUAUCCCUUGCUAUGUUCAGUUGAACAUUCAGGGGGUGUCUGCAGCUGGACCACACUCUGUAGCAGACUCAGAAACAUGCUCCCUAGACAGAGUUCAGAUGUGUAAUCAUGAAUGCAGUGUGUGUUUUCCAUAUGAUGGAACCUCUCUUUGUGAUGGAUUUUUUUAGGGAGUAAGUAUUAACUCUAUCCAGGUUAAUUCUUGCAUCUGUUACAUGUGAUUUGGAUUAUAUGGCUGCUCCACCUUCAGGAUGCAUUCACAAGAUGGAGGGUGGGUUGGAAACAACUGGCUUUUGCAGGCAUUACCUGUACCAAAAUAAACAAUUCCACACUUCCCAAGUGACGACAUACCCAUUUUUCCCUACAGGGAGAUAAUUUCAUACUACCGCUGUUCUUUUUAUAAAAAAAAACACCACCACUAUGUAUGAUGUAUAUGUGAUCUUCCUGAAUGUCCCUUAAACUUUUUAACCCAGUCUGCAUCUGAUGUUGCAUGGAAAGUGGUGGCACAGUCGGCCCUCAUUACUGUGGUGACAUUUCCAGUUUAGUGCGUCCAUAUUUUGUCACGCUUCAAAAUCUUACCCUGUGUGUUGGCAGAACUUGAAGCUUCUGACUUUUUUAUUUUAAGCAUCAAUAGGAGGCCUACUGGUAUGCACAAUCCUGAUGAGGAAGGUGUGCAUUGCUAAAAAUAUGCUGUAUUUUUAAACUAGGAAUGGAGCCAUGAGCGAGGUCCAGGUGAAAGGAUGAAGGCCCAUCAAAGGACCACACCAAUAGAGCCAAGGAAAGUCUAAAACAUUUGGGGCUUUUUAGUUUGCGGGGGGGAGGAGAGAGACUGCCAGAGCAAUCCAAACUAUAGGAAGCCGGCGUAGUGAUUAGAGUGUUGGCCUAUGACCUGGGAGACCAGGGUUCGAAUCACCACACAGCCAUGAAGCUCACUGGGUGACCUUGGGCCAGUCGCUGCCUCUCAGCCUCAGAGGGAGGCAAUGGUAAACCACCUCUGAAUACCGCUUACCAUGAAAGCUCUAUUCAUAGGGUUGCCGUAAGUCAGGAUCGACUUGAAGGCAGUCCAUUUCCAUUUUUUCAAAUUAUGACAAUGUAACUUACUCCUGAUGCAAACUCUGUUCAGCGGAUGGGUUACUAUUGGCUGAACUAGCCAGAGCCUGGAAAAGGGAAAACAAGCCUUUAAAAUGAAGUUUGACUUGCACCACCCUUUUUGCCAGCGUUAACUUCUGCUCGGCUGCCAGGUCACGUGACUGAGUGGAACAGAAUUUGAAAGAAGGGUGAGUCUCCCCCUCCCUGCCUUGCCCCAUUUUCAGGACUUGUGCUAAACUGGCUGAGCUGGGAUGGAGGACUUACGCCAGCGUAUCUCUGGCCACUGGAGGCUGGUCCAUUUGGGCAAAUGGGGCCCUGCCCCACCAACCUCAGCCAGCUCCCGCUUGCCUUCUUACUUAACAAGUCCAGAGGGUGGCAUUGGUUGCCAGAUUCCUCCUCUUCCCCAGUCUCAGUAUUGUCCUUGUAGAAUGCAGCAAGGAGGAGGAAGAUGGGGGCAAAACUAGAAUUAGCUGGCUCUGCCCGUCAUUGACUCUGGUUUCACCUACUCUUUGGGCUUCCUACUUUUCUCCCUACCAGUCCCAAUGGGCACCAGCCACCACUGUCUCUGGCUUGGCCAGGAUGAGGCACUUCAGCUGGAGAUCCGCCUAUUCCAAACUCUGCUCAUUCCAACGGAUAUUGGGUUUGGAUUGCUCCCUAAUGUGGGGAAUGUGAUGAAGGUUCAUAAAAGUAUGUAUGUUGUGCAGAGUGUGGAUAGGAUUCCCCCCUCCAAUAAUUCUAGGACUUAGGAUCAUCUAAUAAAGUGAGUGGGAAGCAGGAUAGACAAACGGAGUUACUUCUUCACACAGUGCGUCGUUAACACAUGGAAUUCUCCACCACACAAAUGUGGUGACAGCUGCUGGGUUUUGAUGGCUUUAAAGGGGGAUGAGACAAAUUCAGAGAAGGAGGAUAGGGCCCCUUAGCCAUGUGGGCCAAAAGACGUUCAGAGGUAAUGUGGUCGCCAAAUUACCAGUUCAGGGGAGAGCUAUUGCCUUUCUGCCAUGUUGUGGAUUUCCCAGAAGCUGCAGGACUUGGAGGUCAUGACAGGAUACUGGACUAAAUGGGUGGGGUUGCCCUCCAGAUGUUGUUGGACUACAGCUCUCAUCAUCCCUGACCAUUAGCCAUGCUUGCUGGGGCUGAUGGGAGUUGGAGCCCAGCAACACUUGGUGGGAGAGAAACACAGAUUUCCCCAUCUCUGAGAUUUGACCUUUGGCUGGAUCCAGGAGGGCUCGCAGGUCUUCUGUUACUUUGCCUAGAAGUCAUGACAAAGGCUAACUUAGCAUUUAAAUUUCCAGUUUAAUAGCCAUGAAAAUUGCUGAGAGUCUUGGCGAGCUAUGUAAUUAUUUUUCUGCCUGAUGUUUGUGAUUCCACAGAGUUCAGAUUGCAAUACGAUGAAAUGCAUUGUAUCUUUUCAAUAAAAAUCAAUAUGAAUAUUCAAUGCAAUGGAUGUGUCACCAUCCCAUCUAGAAUCACAAGGCCACAGACAUGCCAUGGACCACCUGGGUGAAGCUUGCAGACCACAGGUGGUCCAUAGACCACCGUUUGGGAACCCUGACAUAGUUAUUCACCUUAGUUUUCAGAUCCCUUACUAUCUUGAUCGCCCUCCUUUGGAUGUGCUGUCAUAUGUCAAUGCCCUUAAAAUGUGAUACCUAGACAAAGGACUCCAGAUGUGGUCUGACCAUUAUAAAUAUGGAGCGGGGGCUUCCUUGACAUGCAAGUUUUGGAUGUGCAAAGAGUUUUUAUGUGAGGGGCAAUUCAAACUUUGAAAACACCACCACUACCACUUGCAGCCUUAUAUGGUUCAAUCAGAACCUAUAUAUCAGGCCUAACGAGUGGAUAUAAGGUAGUGUGUGCUCAAUGCAAAUUUUAAUUCCUUUUGGUGCACUGAAAAUGCAAUUGAUAAAUGUGCAAGGCAAAACAAUUUGCAGGAAAAAAUAUUUUUUAUUUUUGUAACAUAUUUUAAAAAAAAUAGAGGCAGACGAAUGACAAAUCAUACUGCGGGUUGGUGUGGCUUUGAACAAUCUUGUUAAAACAAAAGCCAUAAAUCCUUGUGCGCUGAAGUGAAUUAGGUUGUUUGGUCCAUUGAAAUAGAAGGAUUUUUUGAAGUAUAUAUAUUUCCAUUUUUCUUUUAAAAAAUUGUUUUAUAUUUUGUCACUUAUACCUGUAUCUAAAUGCAGUCAAUAAACUUGUUUGACCAAUA
Messenger RNA from Rhineura floridana, 7211 nucleotides. RefSeq names its product transport and golgi organization 2 homolog (gene TANGO2). Gene Ontology annotation, biological process: Golgi organization; protein secretion. The coding region runs from base 236 to 1066 and encodes 276 amino acids. The record is from RefSeq and is a predicted model, not a curated record. Gene Ontology annotation, cellular component: Golgi apparatus. NCBI's taxonomy places the organism in Eukaryota, Metazoa, Chordata, Lepidosauria, Squamata, Rhineuridae. The transcript is spliced from 10 exons.